AAUGAGAGGAGAAAAGCGUCUUUUUUGCAAAACGAGCAGCAGAUCACAUGUAGAACAUUAGAAACGGUUCAGAGUGAGGUUACACAAGGAAACAAAGCUCAACUCUUCCAACCACGUGCAACGAGAGCGGGAUCAGUAAUGUCUCCUGUUAAAAAAAAAGGGGUGGUCCCAAUGUACUAUAUUUAUACAGGACUGAGACAAAAAGUCCAAUCACAAGUUGGAAAGGCUGCAAACCGCGGAGAAGAAUCUCCCUCAGGCUCCCGAGAUGAUCUGUGUGGAGCCCAGGGCAAUGCUUUUCGAUUAGAUGGGACACCGGCUCGGCGCUGGAGGGGUGGACAUCUUUCAGUCCCGGCUCGUCCCCGAUGCUCAGGGAAGGUCUCAGCCCUCGGUCGAACGAUUCAAACAGGAGCGAGUCACCGGGGGAUACUGUGCUGUGCCUUUGCUUUGUGGCCGGGGGUGGGGGGGAAAGAGAGGCAUCGCUGCUCAGGGAGCGACUGUCCCGCGGACCCUGACGGUGGAGGGCUGAUGGCUCAAAGUCUGGGACCGACCCCCAGCCCCUCAACCCAUCUCGCCCAGAUCCUGUGCUGCCUGGUGCUGGCCGCCUGUGGGGAAGCAGGAGGAAGAAGCAACAAAUUGAAUCCAGAGUAUCAAAUGCACAAUCACAUCAUAAAAUAUGAAACAAUAGUACCCCAGUGGCUAACCUCAGGACCAUUGGAACACCCUCCAUCUCAGAACCAGCAUCCAGCCUGGGCCGAGAUUCAAGUCACAGCUGAAGGAAGACAUUAUAUUCUCGAGAUUCAGAAAAAUGAGCAACUGAUGGCACUGGGUUAUGCUGAGACUCACUACAGCCCAACUGGAGAGCAAAGAACAAGCUACCCUGACCACAAGUCACACUGUUUGUACCAUGGCAAUGUGAAAGGCUUCAAAUACUCCAGCGUCGUACUGAGCACAUGCAGAGGACUCCGGGGUUUGAUCAUUCUGAAUAUGAACCUCAGCUACUUGGUGCAACCCCUUGAAGAUAGCCUUGACCAUCACCUAAUCUAUAGGACUGAACACCUAAAACUGAAAGGAGGGACAUGUGGACAUCAAGAGAGCAAACGUGAGGAAAAUUGGGUCAAAGAUUUCACCCGCCAAUUUCAUCCAGAACAUCAUCGGGAAAAGAGAGAUGUGGUGAAGGAUAUGAAGUAUGUGGAGCUGUAUGUUGUGGCCGAUUAUGCUGAGUUUCAGAAGCAUAACUGGGACCUGGAGAAGACCAAACUGAAAUUGAAGGAAACUGUGAACUAUGUUGAUAAGUAUUACAGGUCUCUGAAUAUCAGGAUUGCCUUGGUUCAUCUGGAGGUGUGGACUCAUGAGAACAAGUGUGAUGUGAGAGAGGAUCCCUACAUCACACUCUGGUCCUUUCUGAAGUGGAGGCGGCAGACAUUGACCCGAAAGAAGCAUGACAACGCACAAUUAAUCACGGGGACCUCCUUUAAUGGCACGACGAUUGGUUUUGCACCUCUGAUGGGCAUGUGCUCGGAUUACCAGUCAGGGGGGAUCAAUAUGGAUCACUCUGACAGUGCGAUCGGUGUCGCUGCCACCAUGGCACACGAAAUGGGACACAACUUCGGGAUGAGCCACGAUGCUGAUGGCUGCUGUGCGGCCCGUCCAGAGGAUGGAGGAUGCAUCAUGGCUGCAGCCACUGGUGACCCAUUUCCAAAAGUCUUCAACAAGUGCAAUGAGAAGGAACUUCAAAAAUAUCUGAACAAUGGUGGAGGGAUGUGCCUGUUCAACAUGCCUGACACAAACACUCUGUACGGAGGGCGAAGGUGCGGGAAUGGCUAUGUGGAGCAAGGCGAGCAGUGUGACUGUGGAGAGGUUGAGGAAUGCAACAACCCCUGUUGCCAUGCCAAUAACUGCACCUUGAAAAGAAAUGCAGAGUGUGCCCAUGGAAUCUGUUGUGAAAAGUGCAAGUUAAAGGCCUCCGGCACUGUCUGUAGGGCCUCGUCGGGACCAUGUGACCUACCUGAAUAUUGCUCUGGCAGCUCGGAGUUCUGUCCGGCCAACUUUUACAAAAUGGAUGGUGCCAGCUGUGAUGGAGGUCAGGCCUAUUGCUACAACGGGAUGUGUCUAACUUAUGACAGCCAGUGUGUGCUGCUAUGGGGUGCUGGGGCUCAGGCUGCUCCAGCGGAAUGCUUCAAGAUGGUGAACAGCGCGGGGGACACGUACGGUAACUGCGGCAGAGGCCCCGGGGGAAGCUACCGCAAAUGCGAGACCAGGAAUGCCAAAUGCGGGAAAAUACAGUGUCAAAGUGCAGCGCAGAAGCCCCUGGAUGCAAAUGCAGUUGCCAUAGACACCACGAUAAUCUUGGAAGGGAGGAAGGUGCAAUGCAGAGGUACUCACGUGUACAUGACUCCAGAGCUGGAAGGGGACAUGCUGGAUCCAGGGCUGGUCAUGACUGGAACAAAGUGUACUGAGAAGCAUAUAUGCUUUGAAGGACAGUGUCAGAAUGCUUCGUUUCUGGAGGCGGAUGAAUGUAUCGCAAAAUGCCACAACCAUGGGGUUUGUAACAACAAGCAUAACUGUCACUGUGAGGCGGGCUGGGCACCUCCAUUCUGUAACAAGCCUGGGUAUGGAGGCAGCGUGGACGGUGGAGUUGGAGCGCCAGACUACAACAGCCUGAUUGUGGUGGGAAUUGUGGUGCCAAUUGUAUUGUUGCUGUGUGGCAUUGCAGUAACUCUGCAUUACUGCUAUCGACGAAGAAACAACAUCUGUCCGAAGGACAUCAAGAACUUAGGGCCUGAUGACAAACAGUUCUGUGAUAAUAACGUGGACCAGAAAAUUAAAAACGGCCACUCAAACCCAACCUUCCAAAUCAGAAACAAAGAUACAAAGAGUGGACAACAGCAGAGUCCUGCACUGCCUCAAAAACCAGUAUUACCUCACUCUUUUCAUUCUCAGCGUCCUGUUUUAAUACUACCAAGCCUUCGGCCUACCUGUCCAACCAGUGACGAUCAGCAGGACAGCAGAGUGCCCACCCCUGUUGCAGCACGGGUUCAGUCUCCAGCAUCUUUAGAAUAUGCCAAUAUUAAACCCUUAAAACAAACACCUCCGAAUAGACCCUUGCCAGCGGAUCCACUCCCAAAGACUUCAAAGGUUUUGCAGAGAGUGGCAGUGUUAAACAGUAGCCCUAGCCUCCAGAUGAAUAAUAGAACUGUUCAAGAGAAACUACAGGACAACAUGGCUCAUUUUGAAACCAAACCAUACAAAAGGGACCACAUACAACCCGUGCCACAGAAACUGAGGAGAUAAAGGCUUUGGAGACUGGAACUCUUCAAGAGCCGCUUGCACUAUUCUGAUCUCUGUCCUCCUAGAAUCUCUCGAUAUCAAUGCUAAGUGAACAAUGAAUGUGAUAUCCAGUUCAAUGGCACCCUAAAUAUAUUGGAAUCACCCCAUUUGUUUAUUUUUUAAAAUGAGCACGGUCAAACUUGCAAUCCAAAACAAUUCAUCUCAAGUAAUUCGUUGGAUUAGCAUUUUCAGGAGAUGGGAACAAAUUCCUCAGGAACUUGAAAGACCACUUUUUGUUUCCAUUCAAUCGUUGUGUGCUAAAAAAUGCAUUAAUCCCUCUGGUGACAGGAUUCAGUGGGUUCCUUCCAGGUCCUUAUGCCCACCAACAGAUUCCAGUCUGCAGGCCUGAGCCCGAAUGAUGCAAUUUGACAAGUUAUUUGAUAUAAAGGAUUCAUACACUCUACGUGGAUUGUUCAACCUCCAGUUCUUGUAUUCAGUUGAAUUAAGAAAACUGAGCGAUGAUAAGAACAAGGUGCGUAAAAUGCUAAAGCCAUUCAACAGAACAAAAUGUCAUCUCUGGUGAGAGGAUUGAGACCAAGCGGUCAUCAUCUUCUAAAUGCUGCCCAUUUCCAAGAAGGGUCAGGGGAUAACCAUCGGAAGUGAAGGAAACUCUCUUAACAUCCCAGAAGUAGUGAUAAAUAUGGAAAUGAUCAGAAGGGAGGAACUCAGGAAACUCUUAAUCACCAGGUACUGGACAGAUUGUCCAAGCUAUGGGCUGACAAGUGAGCGGGUCUUGGUAGACUUAGUCGUAGGGUCUUAAAAGAAGUGGCUAGUGAGAUUUUGGAAGUUAGUAUUGCAAAACUCCAUUAAUUUGGGAAAGGUCCCAAACAUAGGGAGGAUAGCAAAUAUCACUCCUUUCUGUUUCCCUCUCUUUCUCAAUAAAGCAGAAAACUACAGGCCAGUCAGCUUAACAUCUGCCAUAAGGACAAAUGUUCGAAACUCUUUUGAAAUAUGUUACUGCAGGACUCUGAGAUCAGAUUGAGGUAUUCAAACAGUAUGUCAACAUCAUUUUGUGAAAGGCAAAACUGCAACCUAUUGGAGUUCUUUGAGGAAAUGAUGCAUUGUAGGUAAAGGGGAGCCAGUGGAUACGAUGUGCUUGGAUUUCCAGAGGGCAGUUGGAGGAACAUAAAUACUAAUUGUGUGUGUGUAAUAUAUUGAAAAGAUAGAAGUUGGGUUGGCUAGUGGGAAGGCGAGAGUUAGCAUAAAUGGGUCUUUUUCAGAUUGGCAAGAUGCAACAUGUGGUAUGACUACAGGGAUCAGGCCUCUACUGUUUGCAAUUUAUAUAAAUGACUUGGGUGAAGGGAUUAAAGGUAUGGUUGCCAACUUUGCAGGAGGUUGGAAAUAAGUAAGUUACAAAAAAUAUAGAUGGGUUCAUUCAGUUAUCAAGAGGUGGCUAGAUAUAGCACUUGGGAUCAAAGGUUAUGAGGAGAAAGGAGGAUUAGGCCAUUGAGUUGAACGAUCAGCCAUGAUUGUGAUGAAAGGCAGAGCAGGCUCGAAGGACCGAAUGGCCUCCUCCUGCUUCUAUCUUCUAUAUUUCUAUGUAUAUGACAUGGGAAACAUGAAAUUGUCCUUUUUCGGAAGGAAGAAUUAACAGGAAGCACAUUAUCUAAGGGAGGAGAGAUUGCAGGAGGCAUCUGGAUGCCUGUGUGGAUAAAUUGCAAAAGGCUAUGUUCAGGUAUAGCAAGUGAUUAGGAAAGCUAACAGAGUGUUCUCAUGUAUUGUGAAGUGAAUUGAAUACAAGUGUAGGGAGAUUAUGCUUCAAUUACAUGAGACACUGGUGAGACCAUAUCUGGUCAACAGUAUUGAUUCAAGGAAGGAUAUAAACUCAGUGGAAGCGAUUCAGAGAAGAUUUGCCAUUGACCCAAAACUGAACUGGACCAGCCAUGUCAAUACAAUGGCUGCAAGAAUAAGUCAAAGGUUAGGCAUCCUGCAGCAAGUAACUCACCGCCUGACUACUCAAAUCAAGGUGGCUUAGUGGUUAGCACUGCUGCCUCACAGU
This is a messenger RNA of Chiloscyllium plagiosum (whitespotted bambooshark), 5326 nucleotides long. It is a transcript of the gene adam19b, whose product is annotated as ADAM metallopeptidase domain 19b. NCBI's taxonomy places the organism in Eukaryota, Metazoa, Chordata, Chondrichthyes, Orectolobiformes, Hemiscylliidae. Gene Ontology annotation, molecular function: metalloendopeptidase activity. Gene Ontology annotation, biological process: membrane protein ectodomain proteolysis. The record is from RefSeq and is a predicted model, not a curated record.